UAGCUCUCUCACUGAUAAUCAGCAAGAACAACAACACCAAAGACAGAGGAACUAAUGGUGAAACAAAAUGGGCAACGCAUCAAAUGAUUGCAUGGGUAUGGAUAACCUUUUGAAAAGAUAUUAUCUUCCAGCGAUGUAUGGUAUUGAAUUCAUUUUGGGAAUUGUUGGCUGUGUAACUGCUAUCUGCAGCUACAUUUUCUGUUUAAAAGAAUGGAAAAGUGGCAAUGUCUACCUAUUCAACUUGUCUGUAUCAGAUUUAAUGUUCAUAUGCACUCUGCCUAGUUUGAUUACCACCUAUGCUCAAGAACAAACACAUCAAAAUGAUUUCUGGUGUUUCAGCAAUAGAUACAUUCUUCACUUAGAUCUUUACUCAAGCAUCUUAUUCCUCACCUGGGUCAGCAUUGACAGAUAUCUACUUCUUAAGUAUCCAUUGCGACAGCAUGUUUUACAGAAGACAAGCUCUGCAGUUGUAAUAUCUGCCUUGAUUUGGAUUGUGGUUACAUUUCAGAUUAUGCCAAUCUUAACUUUCCUUGUUGACAGUAAUAAUUCUUCAAACAAAACUACAUGCAAGGACUUUGCAAGUUCUGGAAAUGCCAACCAUAGCCUGAUUUACAGCCUUUGCCUCACGUUUACAGGAUUCAUAGUUCCCCUAACAGUCCUGUGCUUUUUCUAUAUGAAGAUUGUCAAGUUUCUGAAAAGCAUGGACCGCAAUUUUCAGAACAAUGACUCAUUUAAGCGGCCUGUGACACUGGUUUUCUCAAUUGUCAUUGUUUUCAUAGUGCUUCAAACGCCAUAUCAUAUCAUGAGGAAUGUCCGCAUUGCAUCCAGAGUAAACUUAGCAAAGUAUUCCCGAUGUGAUCGGAUUAUAAUUAAUAGUCUGUACAUUGUAACAAGACCUCUUGCAUUUUUUCAAAGUGUUAUUAACCCCCUUUUUUACUUUUUGAUGGGUGAUCGAUUAAGAGAAUCACUUUUCAGUAAAGUAAGAGCAAUGUUUACAAGGAUCCAAGAAAAACAGAGUCAGAUGUAGGCAUAUAUUGAUGGCCAUGAUCUUCUAAACAUAUGCUUUGUUGAAGAAUUAAUUAUAAAAUUGAGUGUCAUCAAAAAGCUGUUAAAAAAAGCUUUAUUUUUGCUUUAUGACACUGUGCAAUAAAUAAGAAAUCUCUAUUUUUAUUUUCUUUCUUUCUUCAGAACUAUACCCAUUUCUUCUAUUAUAGAAGAUGGAAAUGUCCUUCAUCUCAGUAAUGUCUUUUGAGUUAACUUCCAACUCUGAUUAGUCAAGUCUGUGAGUAUGCCCUUGUUAGCCUCUUAUGCAGGACUGGUACAUGCUUCAUGCCCAGUGUUGCAGGAAUAUUCUUUAAUUUAUCCAGAACCUUGAACUAGAAAGAGUGGUUAAAGAAUGUGGACUCAGGGAUAGGCUGAUGCAUUUACACUUCAUUAGUAAAAGGUGCUUAGAAAAAUAAGAUAAUAUAGAAAUAAUUAAAGUGGAAUUAUGGCACAGUGUUUAGUCCUACUUUUCAAAUUUCAGUUCGGACACUGUCUGCAGAAUGUUGAGUACACUCAUUCUCACUAUGUCUGUAAGGGUUUUCCACUGCAUACUCUAGUUUCCCUCUCACAUCCAAAAUACAUGUAUGUUGGGCUAAUUGGCACUCUAACUUGGAAGUAAGUGUGGACAUGUGUGAGAGAGUCCUGUGACAGACUCACACCCCAUCCAGAAUCUCCAUCUUGUGCCCAGGGCUGCCAGGAUAGGAUCUGGCUUGCCAUGACUCUGAAAUGGAUAAGCAGAUUAGAAAACUAUUGAUAAUUAAUAGAUGGGUGGAUGGAAGGAUGAAAGGAUAGAUUUAAACAAGUUUAUAUCGUGAAUGCAAGGUAAAAAAACAAGUGGCCAACAAUUGCUUCUGUGCAUACCUCGUAUGUUCUUCAGAUAAUUAUUUUCAGUUUUCAGUCAGACAGUAACCAUUGUUUUAUUGUUUAUUAUAUGAUCAAUAUAAGCAUUUGUAAAACAUAAGAAUAUGUCUGUGUGUUUAUGGUAUGCAACGUGAUUAAAAAAACUUUACAUUGCUAAAUGCUGAUGAUUUCUGGUG
Molecule: messenger RNA, 2081 nt
Organism: Erpetoichthys calabaricus (reedfish)
Lineage: Eukaryota; Metazoa; Chordata; Cladistia; Polypteriformes; Polypteridae
Product: succinate receptor 1-like
Exons: 2
Coding region: 68-1027 (319 amino acids)
Biological process (GO): G protein-coupled receptor signaling pathway
Cellular component (GO): plasma membrane
Molecular function (GO): G protein-coupled receptor activity
Source: RefSeq, a predicted model, not a curated record